Malus domestica (apple) is the source of this 2343-nucleotide messenger RNA. Its product is annotated as probable protein phosphatase 2C 14. The record is from RefSeq and is a predicted model, not a curated record. Gene Ontology annotation, molecular function: cation binding. NCBI's taxonomy places the organism in Eukaryota, Viridiplantae, Streptophyta, Magnoliopsida, Rosales, Rosaceae.
UUUCUCUCACAUUUUAUUUCUAGCCGUUGGCGCCUCUCUCUCUCUCUCUCUCUCUCUCUCUCUACGUUUUCUACAACAAUGGCGAGCUCAGAACUCCCCGUUUCGCAUUCCGAUUCGUUAUGCGCUACCGCCGCCGUGCUCGAUGCGGUUGCCGCUUCAUCUUCUUCUCUGAAGCGGAAGAGACCCCCGAUGAUUGCAAUCCCGAACGUCCUGCAAGAAAUUAAAACCGAGAAGCUCCGGGAUUUCACCCCUCAGAACGGCGCCGUCUGCUUCAACGGGAUUGGAGUUGGGGUCUCCGCCUCCAAAGGCAAGAAGAAGUUUAUGGAAGAUACCCACAAGAUUGUUUCUUGCUUACAGGGACAGAAGUCAAAGAAAGCGUUUUUUGGGGUGUAUGACGGGCAUGGUGGGAAGAGGGCCGCAGACUUUGUUGCUGAGAAUUUGCACAAUAAUAUUGUCGAAAUGAUGGAAAUGCAUACGGAAACUGAAGAGGCAGUUAAAGCUGGGUAUCUGAAGACAGACCAGGAGUUCUUGGAACAGGGCUUAGGCAGCGGAACCUGCUGUGUCACAGCCUUAAUCGAAGGGCAGGAGGUUGUUAUUUCAAACUUGGGAGAUUGCCGGGCAGUUCUUUGUAGAGGUGGAGUGGCGGAAGCUCUUACAAAGGAUCAUAAGGCAGAACAGGAGGACGAACGCAACAGAAUAGAGCAUGAGGGAGGUUAUGUAGAGUUCCACCGAGGAGCAUGGAGAGUUCACGGGGUUCUUUCUGUUUCUAGAAGCAUUGGAGAUGCUCAUCUGAAAAACUGGGUGGUGGCCGAGCCUGAAACAAAGAUCCUGCAGCUGACUCCAGAUAUGGAAUUUCUUGUAUUGGCUUCGGAUGGACUAUGGGGAGAGGUUGACAACCAAGAAGCCAUCGAUACUGUGAAACGAUUAUGUUCAAUUCAGAAGAAAUCGGCACCCUCAGGAGAUCUUCUGAAUGACGAUGACUAUGGCUGUGUCAGUGUGAGCCCUUCAUCAAAGUUGCGAAGGAUUUCGCUGGUUAAGCAAGUAAAAGGGAUGCAAUCCCCAGGCUUUAAGAAGGCGGUCAAUAGCUGGCAAGGUAGUGAGAAUGACCUUGCAAGUGAAAAUGAAAGCCCUCCAUCAAAGGCAAGAAGAAUAUCCUUAGUAAAGCGAUUAAACACAAAGAUGGAAUCACCCAUAAAGCGAGUAAGCACGAAGAUUCAACCUACCUCUUCGGGUGGACUGGUGGCUGCUUGUAAGGAGCUUGUGAGACUUGCCACGAGUAGGGGUAGUUUGGAUGACAUCACUGUGAUGAUAAUUGAUCUCAAUCACUUCAGAUGCAACAUAACCAUGCAUGAUUCAAUUGGAAUUCCGCCCUGCUUCUCAGCCGGCACUCAUCCCACCCCAGCCGGCGAGAUCAGGUCGGGGCAGAGCAUGUUCAUGUCAGUGUACAGCACGAAGAUAGCCGGCCAGUGUCGGCUGAUCACCGUCAACUGGUGCAAGAAUCUGUUACUCCACGGCCUCUCUGUUUCGGUGCAAGGCCAAAACAGAGACGAAGAGUGUCGAUGCAAAAUCGAGCUCAAGCCGUGGUACUUCUGGCGCAAGCAAGGCUCCAAGCAAUUCACGGUGGACGGCAGCGCCGUGGAUGUCGUCUGGGACCUCAAAGCCGCGAAAUUCAACGGCGAAACGGAGCCACAAUCGGACUACUACGUCGCCAUUGUCUGCGAAGACGAGGUGGUUUUGCUCGUUGGUGAUCAGAAGAAAGCCGCAUUCAGAAAAACUGCCUGCCGGCCGUCGCUCAUCGAACCGAUCUUGGUUUCGAUGAGGGAGCAUUUGUUCGGGAAGAGGAAGUUUUCGACACGAAUCAAGUUUCACGAGAAGGAGAAUUUCCAUGAGAUUUUGAUCGAGUGCAGCAACGGCUCAGAUGGGUCUGAUCCGGAGUUGGAGAUAAAGAUUGAUGGGAUCCAGGCCGUUCGUGUGAAGCGUCUUCAUUGGAAGUUCAGAGGGAAUGAUUGCGUUGAUGUGAACAGAAACAGAGUUGAAGUUUUUUGGGAUGUUCAUGACUGGCUGUUUUGCUCUGGUCCGAGGCACGGACUGUUCAUAUUUACGCUGGUUUCGGCGGAGCCUACGGCGGAGAAACCGUCGCUUUCGACCGUUGACCAAUCUUUGACUGAAAAGGUAUGUUUGUUGGAUUUGUGACCAAGUGGACAACAAGCCAAAAUACCUUUCGGCUAAUAAAAUAGAAUAAGGAAAAGGGGGACAUCAUUAUGAUGUCUAGCCCUUGAUUUGUGGCUUUUACAAAGGCAAAGAAUAUGUGGCAAUUAUGGUUUUGUUCCUUUUGUUUAUUAU